AUGUACAGAGAGGCUUUAACAGCUAAUAACCGGUCGCUUUUGAGUGUCCAAGAUGCUAUAACGGUAGUGGUGAGAGCAGCUCAGUUGUGCGUUGGUCAUGCACAACAACUCAUCUUAUCGUUAACCUUUGACUUACGGAUGCGUCUUCUGCAUCCGGUCAGCUGA
Molecule: messenger RNA, 165 nt
Organism: Fusarium venenatum
Lineage: Eukaryota; Fungi; Ascomycota; Sordariomycetes; Hypocreales; Nectriaceae
Source: RefSeq, a predicted model, not a curated record